GUGUCCGCGGCACCCGCCCCAGCCGCCAUGAAUAAGGCGGCUGGCGGGGACGAGCUCACAGAACUCUUCGGUCCGAUCCCGGACCUUGUGCAGGCGGCCAACUCCAGCGGCAACGCGUCGCUGCAGCUCCAGGACUUGUGGUGGGAGCUGGGGCUGGAGUUGCCGGACGGCGCGGCGCCGGGGCACCCCCCGAGCGGCGGCGGGGCGGAGAGCGCGGACCCCGAGGCCCGGGUGCGCAUCCUCGUCAGCGUGGUGUACUGGGUGGUUUGCGCGCUGGGGCUGACCGGCAACCUGCUGGUGCUCUACCUGAUGAAGAGCAAGCAGGGUUGGCGCAAGUCCUCCAUCAACCUCUUCGUCACCAAUCUGGCGCUGACGGACUUCCAGUUCGUGCUCACCCUGCCCUUCUGGGCCGUGGAAAACGCCCUUGACUUCAAAUGGCCCUUCGGCAAGGCCAUGUGUAAGAUCGUAUCCGUAGUGACGUCCAUGAACAUGUAUGCCAGCGUCUUCUUCCUCACCUCCAUGAGCGUGGCUCGCUACCACUCGGUGGCCUCGGCUCUUAAGAGCCACCGGACCCGAGGGUACGGCCGGGGCGACUGCUGCGGCCGGAGCCUGGAGGACAGCUGCUGCUUCUCGGUCAAAGCACUGUGCGCGGUGAUAUGGGCCUCCGCCGCGCUGGCCUCCCUGCCCAACGCCAUCUUCUCCACCACGGUCAAGGUGAUGGGGGAGGAGUUGUGCCUGGUGCGCUUCCCCGACAGGUUGCUGGGCCGCGACAGGCAGUUCUGGCUGGGCCUCUACCACUUGCAGAAGGUGCUGCUGGGUUUCGUGCUGCCGCUAGGCAUCAUCAGCCUGUGCUACCUGCUGCUGGUACGCUUCAUCUCCGACCACCGCGUGGCCGGGACCGAAGGAGGAGCCUCAGCGGCCGGGGGAGGCCUGGCCGGAGCCAGCGCUCGGAGACGCUCCAAGGUCACCAAGUCAGUGACCAUCGUGGUCCUGUCCUUCUUCCUGUGUUGGCUGCCCAACCAGGCGCUCACCACCUGGAGCAUCCUCAUCAAGUUCAACGCGGUGCCCUUCAGCCAAGAGUACUUCCUGGGCCAGGUGUACGCGUUCCCCGUGAGCGUGUGCCUGGCACACUCCAACAGCUGUCUCAAUCCCAUCCUCUACUGCCUCGUACGCCGCGAGUUCCGCAAAGCGCUCAAGAACCUCCUGUGGCGCAUCGCGUCGCCUUCUCUCACCAGCAUGCGCCCUUUCACCGCCACCACCAAGCCAGAACCCGAGGACCAGGGGCUGCAGGCCCUGGCGCCUCUCCACCAAGCCGCGGAGCCCGACCUGCUCUACUACCCGCCCGGCGUGGUGGUCUCCAGCGGCGGGCGCUACGACCUGCUGCCCAGCAGCUCCGUCUACUGACGCGAGCCGAAGCCCAGGGCGCGCGCCAACUGCAAAGCGGUUUUUCCUGGGCGGAAAAGAGUGAAGGGAUUGCUGGGGGGACCUCCGGAUCAAGAGUUUCGGAGGGACGAGGAUGGAGCGGAGCACAAAGGAGCAGCCUAAGAAGAGGUUGGGGGCCUUCUCCGGAGUGGGGAGGCUGCGAACCCAGGAGGAGAGAGGCAGCUGGCAAUGGGGCCGAGCUCAGUCUUACAGGCCCAAGCCGUCAGCCUCCGUUCCGCUUCUCUCUACACGCACCCUCUUCCUCUUCUUAGGUUAUCAACGCUGGGCUGUGUAGGGCGCCCAGAAGAAGGAGAAGGCAUCCGGAAUGUAGAGCAAUUCGGGGGCGAGGAAGUGGCCUCAGCCAAAUGGUGCGCCGACAGCUGAGCGCAUGUAUUACAGAAACUUUUUUUUUUUUGGCAGCUCUUGAAAAAGUCCUCAAGGUGCACGCAGCCGAGGGAGCCACCCUCAAAACCUUUGCGCCCUGGUCUGGGACAGCCAGGGCGCGAAGGUCUGAUCUGCUGCUUGGCUGCGGUCAGGCCUAAAGGAUGGGAGCCGGAAACUUUUUCGGAGUUGAGAGAAAGAAGUGACAAUCUUGUUGCGCCCGCAGGAGAAAUGCACCGGGAGAGAGCCACCUCCCGUGAGGCGUAUGCUUUAUCUUUUGGGUCGGGGAGAGUGCGCAGACGCGGAGCCUGACUGGGACUCUGCCCUGCCUCGGCGCUCAAGGGUAGCCGGAAUCAAAACGCUCCCAUGUACUGGAGCUUUUUACUCCCGGGAGUGGCUUCCCUGAGAGAGCGAGCAGACUCAGUGAGGUUACAGAGGCUGAAGAGAGAGACUUCUUCAGGCUGACGGCCCCUAAGGAGAAGGGGGGUCCACCUGCUCUCUUGGUACCCCAGCAGCAACUGAGUGCGCCCUGCGCUGGAAGCUGGGUUCCCUUGGGAGCCCUGCGAGUGCCUGGAGACGCUGUGUGCGCUCGGGUCCGUGCACGGCAGGUGAGCUGUGCCCAGACGCAACCUGAACAGGUCUGAGGAGACACACCACUGGGAGAGGAGACUUUUCUGCAGCCUCUCCCUCUCACUCUUUGGGAAUCAGAGAGCGUGUUUGAUUGAGGCUCUAGACCAGCAAGUAGAAGAAUGACUCGGCCGCGUUUUUUGUAGGCUUAGAUAGAAGAUCAAGAGAUGCUGUAGAAGCGUGGUUCCUGAACACCAAAUUCCCAGAAGCCGGAGUCUGAUCGUUCCAGAGGAGUUGUGGGGUGGGAAGGGGAAUGGGAGACUCAAGUAAACUCUGUGCUGAAGGGGAAAGAGUAUGGAGAGUCUGUUCUGUGUGACGUACCAGGAUUUCAGGUGUGGGGUUUCUUAUUGGUCAUAACACUGAGGAGAGAAGGCAAGAUUCAGAAUUCCCACAGGACUCUACCUUAAUCAAGUUCCAUUCAUUCUAAAGAGUGCUCAGCACAUUGACACACAUGAUUAAUUCUUCCGUAAGCCCCAGUCUAUGGGACCUUCUGAAGGGUGACACAUUUCUCAUGACAAUUCUGUUCUGGUCACAGCAGUAUAGUCCUUUCUUGAGGCUGCUCAGAGGGAGGGAUGGAAUGAUCUACCCAUCCAGCUGCCAGUUUCAACAGAGGUGCUACUGUUUUUCUCUUUGGCGACCUAGUUUGCGAUCACAAACAGGCAAUGUGGGCACCUACUGGUGUGCUUAUUUUCAUACCAUAAAUAAUCACUAUAUAAGCAUGUCUGCUUCUAUAGCCUCUUGAACCAUAAAUUACUUUGUGAUUUUGUUGGAAAUUCCCAGGACUGUCUGAGAUAUAAGGCUCAAAAUGUGAACUCCAUAGCUCCAGCGUUCCUGUCCCACUUCUGUAACACACACAGUGCAAAAAUUAAGACCCUGCUGCAAACACAAAAGCUGCUUGACCUCCUCAAUUCUGAGCAGGCUUGAAGAAGGUAGCUUUUUCAGAAAACAGAAUAAUGCUUUUGUUUUAAAGUAGUCAAAUUAGCCUCUCUUUGCUGUUUAGGAUGAAAACUUAUUGGUACUGAUAUUGAGAACCAAUGGGCUAAUAACCAUUGAACUAUAAACACAAGUCUCCAAAAUAUAAAGUAAAUGAACAAGCAAACAUCUACAAAGAACAAGUAGUAGCAUGGUAGUGUAGCUCUGUGUUACACUGACAUUAGACACUUACUGAGAUAUUCUCUUUAUUAAGCAAUUUGCUGUUUUGAAUUUGACAAUAAACAAUGUGUGGAUUACCCAAG
Molecule: messenger RNA, 3665 nt
Organism: Cervus elaphus (red deer)
Lineage: Eukaryota; Metazoa; Chordata; Mammalia; Artiodactyla; Cervidae
Gene: RXFP3
Product: relaxin family peptide receptor 3
Exons: 1
Coding region: 28-1404 (458 amino acids)
Biological process (GO): immune response; G protein-coupled receptor signaling pathway
Cellular component (GO): membrane
Molecular function (GO): G protein-coupled receptor activity
Source: RefSeq, a predicted model, not a curated record